AGCUUUCGGCUCUAGACCGGGUCGUUCACCCGGCCAUGGCGACCCUGGCCAUCCACAACCAUGAAACGCCACUGGAUUUGGUAGCCAGGAACCUGAAGAGCGACAGGGCCAGCCAGAGAUGUGGUGCACUACGAGACAUCGGCAGAAUGGGCCACAGGAUCUCAAGAAGAGAUAUGGACCAAACCGUGGUGCCCAUGUUGGGUGAUUCAGAUUCAGCUGUGCAAGAACAUGCCUUACUGGCCUUGAGCCAGAUGGGAGAAAAAUCUCAAGCAUUUGCACAAAUGGUUGCAGCAAAGCUUGAGCAGAGCCGGGCGAAGCAGGUGAAACGCGCUGCAAUGCUUGCUUUGGGCAGCAUGGGUCCAGCUGCCGUUACCCAUGCCGGGUCCGUACAGGCUCUUCUCAGGGAGAGAGAUCUGGAUUUAGUGGUUGAUGCCUGUACAGCGCUAGGCAAAAUGCAGGCAACACAGGCAGCAGAUGAGGUUGCAGCAACACUCACAAGUCCUGACACAGAUGUGGUUUUCGCCGCUUGCAUGAGCUUGUCCGAAAUGGACAGCCAUCAACAGGAGAUUGGAAACCUUCUGAAGCACUCCAAUGCUCGAAUCAAGUCAGCGGCUGUGAAUGCUCUGAAAGGGAUGUCAGGAUCUGAAAGGUAUUCCUCAGAUGUGGUUUCCCUCUUGGGAGACAAGGACAGCUAUGUGCGCCUGGGCGCUGCAGAUUUUACUUGCAGACUUGGCGCGAAAGCUGCAGACAUGGUUGUGCCCAUUGGGAAGUUCCUCUCAGACUCUGAUCCUGGAGUGGUAGCAGCAGCUGCUGCUGCACUGGGAGGCAUUGGGGAAGCUGCAGCUUCACAAAUCCCAGCCCUGGAACAGGCGCUGAGAAAUCCAGGAGAGGAUUCAUCGACCUUGCCACUGACUGUGGCGGGCAUCUCUCCCAAGCUCGCUUCUCUGCUUCGAAAACCUGCCUGUGCAGCUGCAAAUGCCUUGUCCAACAUGGGCACUGCCGGUGCAACUUCAGCACCUCGGCUGGUGGAGUGCUUGAACUCCAAAGACUGGGAGGUGCGAGUAGCUGGACUCCAUGCAUUGAGCAAAAUGGCGAGCGCCAGUGCCCGAUACGAGUACCACGUGGUUGACCUGUUGCGCGAUGAGAUCCCACCUGUUGCUGCAGCUGCUUGCUUAGCUGCAGGCGAGAUUGCAGCAACCGGAGCGGCCAACAGCUCGACGGCACGAGCAGUUGCAGAGUUGUUGGAGCAUCCACAUCCAACGGUUCGAGCUCGAGCAGUUCAAAGUCUCAGUAAGAUGGGAGAUGAAGCUCAUGCACACAUUGAGACCUUUGUAUCCCUUUUUGGAGACCGGGCAUGGAAUGUCCAGGCAGAAGCCAUCCGUGCCGUUGCCAAAUGUGGAGAACUUGGGCAAAUGUUUGCACCAGACGUGUGCCGCAUGACCUAUCAAGGGCUCACUCCAGAAGUCCAGGUGGCGGCUUGCGAGGCGUUGGCCCGGAUGGGCACACGCGGUGCUUCGUUCAGAGAAGAGGUGCAGCAAUUGGAGAAUGAACAGGUGGAGCAGGUGGUGAAGGAUGCAGCUCGUAAGGCCCUUGGAUUCUUUGAGCGAGCAGCUUCAUCCGCUCUUACUGACAAGGUGCCUGCCUUGACUGAAGAACCUUUGGAGGAGGAAUGAGGUGCUCCAAAGCUGCCAUCUGAACGAUCUUCCAGUAGCGAGAAGUGAGUAAGUUGGAACAAAGAGAACUCACGUGGACAUGCUUUGCAGUUAAAAAGUCAUCUGAACGUGAUGUGGGGGGGCACAAAUUCGUCUUGCACAUGAAGAAGACACUGACAGCCGAUAUGAGCUGACACAGUCGAU
This is a messenger RNA of Cladocopium goreaui, 1856 nucleotides long. NCBI's taxonomy places the organism in Eukaryota, Dinophyceae, Suessiales, Symbiodiniaceae. The record is from the annotation of a GenBank genome assembly.